Messenger RNA from Pomacea canaliculata, 1363 nucleotides. RefSeq names its product hydroxyacyl-coenzyme A dehydrogenase, mitochondrial-like. Gene Ontology annotation, molecular function: (3S)-3-hydroxyacyl-CoA dehydrogenase (NAD+) activity; NAD+ binding. Gene Ontology annotation, biological process: fatty acid beta-oxidation. NCBI's taxonomy places the organism in Eukaryota, Metazoa, Mollusca, Gastropoda, Architaenioglossa, Ampullariidae. Gene Ontology annotation, cellular component: mitochondrion. The record is from RefSeq and is a predicted model, not a curated record.
UUUGAUGCGCACCAGAAACAGAACAGAAACCGUUCAGACGGCGUGGUUAGCAAACAAUGGCGCAUCUUUGUAAAGUGUAUUCCCGAGCGUUUUCGACGAGUGCAGCUCUGAAGACUGUCAUCAAGAAUGUGACAGUCAUCGGCGGCGGUCUGAUGGGCUCUGGAAUUGCUCAGGUUGCAGCAGCAACAGGCCACAAUGUUACAAUGGUGGAUGAAACGGAUGAAAUCUUAUCCAGGUCCACAGCAGCCAUUGAGAGAAGCCUGGGGCGUAUUGCAAAGAAAAAAUUUGCAGACAGUGAAAAGGCGCAGUCCUCAUAUGUGUCAGAUGCAAUGAGUCGUAUACAGAUCAGCAUAAACCCAGUGGCAGCUGCCAAGAAAUCCGACCUGGUGAUAGAGGCCAUUGUAGAAAAUUUAGAGAUAAAACAAAAAUUUUUUACAACAAUGGAUGCUGCAGCCCCAAGUCACACCAUUUUUGCCAGCAACACUUCUUCCCUUUCAAUUGGAGAAAUUGCUUCUGCAACAAAGCGCCGUGAUCGCUUUGGAGGUCUUCAUUUCUUUAAUCCAGUUCCUAUGAUGAAGUUGGUGGAGGUUGUGAAGACCCCAGAAACCAGCACUGAUACUUUCCAGCAACUUGUCAAUUUUGGCAAAGCUUUAGGAAAAACGACAGUUGAAUGCAAAGAUACUCCAGGUUUUAUUGUCAAUCGUCUUUUGGUGCCAUACAUGAUGGAGGCAGUAAGGAUGCUUGAAAGAGGUGAUGCCACUGCUAAGGACAUUGACACUGCAAUGAAAUUAGGAGCAGGACAUCCCAUGGGCCCAUUUGAGCUGGCAGAUUAUGUGGGCCUAGAUACAACCAGAUUCAUUAUUAAUGGCUGGGCAGCCAAGUUUCCAGACAAUCCACUCAAACCCAGUGAGUUGCUUAACAAAUUAGUGUCUGAGAAAAAACUUGGAACAAAAACUGGAGAGGGGUUCUACAAAUAUGACAAAGAGUAAACAACAGCAGGCCUUCUAUACAAGAAACAUUUAAGAAGAGUAUGUUUAGAACAUUCUGACAUCCUUAGGCUCCAUGAUUGUGAUAAAUUACCGGUAACAAGAUUUGAAUGUCUGAUGUGGUCAAUGCAAAAAGAAUGGAAGCAUGUUCUGUAAUGUUGAUUUCAUGUUUUUUUUAAAUGAAUAACUGGACUGACUGCUAAGAACAUUGAUUGUAGCUCCUCUUACCCUCCCCAAAAAGUUGUGAAAUAGUUUCGUCAUAUUUUAUUCCAUGACUUUUCUGAAAUUAUACCCAAAGAAUAUAGAUGUUUAAUGUAUAGAAACUUUAACUAGGCCUUUAUGUGAGUGAAUUUUUUAAUAAAAAACUGAGAGCACCA